Molecule: messenger RNA, 1122 nt
Organism: Varanus komodoensis (Komodo dragon)
Lineage: Eukaryota; Metazoa; Chordata; Lepidosauria; Squamata; Varanidae
Product: protein phosphatase 1 regulatory subunit 3C-B-like
Exons: 3
Coding region: 1-1122 (373 amino acids)
Biological process (GO): regulation of glycogen biosynthetic process
Cellular component (GO): protein phosphatase type 1 complex
Molecular function (GO): protein phosphatase 1 binding; glycogen binding
Source: RefSeq, a predicted model, not a curated record
AUGGAGCCCCUAAUUGGUCCAGCCACCAGGUGUGUCGACAUCUCCUGGGGUGUCAAGUUCUCCCGAGAAACCCUGCCCGCCGGCUUCUUCCCCACCAUCGGGUGGGAGGGGGCUCAGUGGGUGUCCUUGAAGGGCUUGGAGCCAGCGCUGGAUUGCCGGGAGAGUCAUUCCUCCUCCGAGCACCGCGAGCAGACGACCUGGGACGAUGAGCUGCGGAGAGUGUUCAGCACGCGGGCCAUCGUGCCCCGUGCCUCUCCGCCGGGGGACCUGGCCACGCGGCUUUGCCUGAGCCACACGCCACCCAUCCGCAAGCUGCUCCAUUCCUACGAAGAGCUGCGGGAGGGGCUGGGCCACCCCCCCCUGCGCCCAUGUCUGAACUACCAGCUCUGCGAGGAUCCCGGCAGGCUGGAGGCCGCCAAGGGCCCCCGCGGGAAGAAGAAGAAGAGGGUGGUCUUUGCCGACAUGAAGGGCUUCUCCCUGACAGCCGUCCGGAUCUUCUCCAAGAUCGAGGAGGACCUGUGCGACCUGCAGCAGGCGCUCUCCCACCUGACCGGCUUCCGGAACAAGCUGCGGGGCGCCCGCCCCGAAGCGAGGAAAUAUAUGCUGGAUUUCCCCCAGCCUUCGGCUGACUACGCCGCCUUCCGCAGCCGCCUGCAAAGCACCUUUGUGUCCCUGGAGAACUGCCUGAUCCAGGAAAGGUCUCUUUCGGGGACAAUCAAGGUCCAGAACAUCGGUUUCGAGAAGGAGGUGUUCAUCCGCAUCACCUUUGACUCUUGGAAGAGCUUCCAUGACAUUUGCUGCCAGUACAUGCCUAACACAUACGGCUACACUGACACGGAUGUGUUUGCCUUCGAGGUGGCCCUCCCCAAAGCCCCAGCUCCUUCCGGAACCAUUCAGUUCUGCAUUUCCUUUCGCUGCCACCAAAACGUCUACUGGGACAACAAUCAAGGGAAGAACUACCAGGUGAGGCCUGUGAUGGGCCCUUCUCCACCAGGUGUGCUGUCCCGCCUGGCAAAGAGCGCGGUCGGUGCCAGGGAGCCCUUGGGCACCUCUCGCGCCGCAGCUCUAGUCCUUUCCCGCUUGCAGACCUGGCGGCGUUCAGACAACCAAGCGUACUGGUAG